Penicillium oxalicum is the source of this 438-nucleotide messenger RNA. RefSeq lists its product as uncharacterized. The coding region runs from base 1 to 438 and encodes 145 amino acids. The transcript has 2 exons. Lineage: Eukaryota; Fungi; Ascomycota; Eurotiomycetes; Eurotiales; Aspergillaceae. The record is from RefSeq and is a predicted model, not a curated record.
AUGCAAAGCCCAAUCGAGACGGCCUGGAGUAUUUCAACGUGGGUUUGCGGGCGGAUGCAAGCAUUUAUGCAGGUCAAAUUGGUAUCGCGCCCACCCCGCAUGGUCCCGCCCACUGUGCGGGAGCGAUCCGAGCCUCUGGGUGUGACUACCGCGGCUAAGCUCCGCAGUCUCCGCGAGCUGUGCCAGAUCCGCGCCGAGCCUCGACUCGUCUCUGAUCAAAAUCUUUGCGAAACAUUUUCCAGCCAUCCAAGCCGUCAAAGCUGGCGGGGCCUGAAGAACGAAGAUAUCAUUGGGGCUGGGCAGCUGCACUCUAUAUUCAGAGAAUCAACCCUCCGUGCUGGCAAAUCGUUGACUGCCCCCGCUGUCUCUACCGGAGGACAAAUUUCUGUCACGAAAGAAGUUACUAAAAGACUCGGGCAUCUGGAACUGGAAUUCUAA